Coffea eugenioides is the source of this 447-nucleotide messenger RNA. RefSeq lists its product as uncharacterized. The record is from RefSeq and is a predicted model, not a curated record. The coding region runs from base 1 to 447 and encodes 148 amino acids. The transcript has a single exon. NCBI's taxonomy places the organism in Eukaryota, Viridiplantae, Streptophyta, Magnoliopsida, Gentianales, Rubiaceae.
AUGUAUUUGGAAGGUAGAGCUGACAGAUGGUUUGAAGGAGUGAAAAUUGAGAAACCUAAGCUGAGUUGGGAAGAAUUUGAGGAACUAUUGUGUAGGAGGUUUAAUGAUAGGAGUUGCAGAGAUGUAGUGGAAGAAUUUAAUAAACUACAACAAGUAGGUAAUGUUGAUGAUUAUCCGGAGAAAUUUGAAGAAUUGAAGCCCCUGAUGAUGAUCAAAAAUCAAAAUCUGGAUGAAAACUACUUCAUUUUUAGCUUCAUAAGUGGACUGAAAGAAGAGAUCAAACCCAUGGCUAGAAUGUUAAAACCUGCUACCUUAUUUGAAGCUUUUGAGUUGUCACAAUGGCAAAAGCAUUCCUUAGAAAUCCAGAAUAGGAGCUCUAGAGAACAUACCAAACAUCUGGGGGAAAAACAGGUUUGGUAUGACAAGGAACAACACUACAGCUACUAG